AUGCUCACCGGCACCGUCUCCCUCCGCUGGUCCGCCGGAGAUCUCGAUGACAGCUUCACACUAGACUACCAUUCACCCUCCGCCGAUGAUCUAGACGUUCUCGAUAUGGAGGAGAGGGAGAAAAUGGUGAGGCCCAUGUGGGAUGUGUAUACCAACAGCCAGAGGAUGAAACUGGCAGGUUGUUGGCGGAAAGCCUUUGUGGCUGCCUAUGAGGAUUUGACGAGCGAGGUGCCUGAAGUUAUGGAGGAUGCUAUUUCAGAGAUUGCUAGGAUGUCAGCUCGCUACCUGGAUCUCACCCCGCCUCCAAGAAAUUCUUCGCUAUCAUUGGGUUUACGGGAUUUGAAUAUUAAGGAUAAGAAAAAGCAAAGCGGAAAUCAGCAGGAAGAGUUUUUGUAA
Messenger RNA from Salvia hispanica, 396 nucleotides. The record is from RefSeq and is a predicted model, not a curated record. Lineage: Eukaryota; Viridiplantae; Streptophyta; Magnoliopsida; Lamiales; Lamiaceae.